AUGUCACGAAAGCGCGAAUCGACGUUAGGGAGCCUGUCGUCGGCGGCCACCGAGUCGUAUACCAUCGCCAAGGAGGUCGUCAUGACCCCGUUCGCGUCCGAGCACCGCCGCACCGAGAGCACCCGCAUACUUGCCGACCUCGCGCCAUCGCUCAUGCAUCCCAAGUUUACGAGUAGAGCGGGUACGCCCGUCGGCCUCACCCGCCCCCAUCGCCCGUCGCUGCUGAGACUACCGACCAACGUCCCAGGUGUCGGCAGAUUCGGGCAGGAGCCACCUUCCGCAACUUCCCUCGCGAUCCUCGAGAACGCCGAAGUGCUCGCCCAACUGUCGCUGGAUAGAGGCGAGUCGGUGAGCGAGGUGUCGCUCAUCCGCGGCUUCCGCGCGACAAUCCCGUCCUCGGAGCUCAGCAAGCAGCGCCGUAGGACGCAGCGGGGGGAGCUCGUCGACACGGACCUUGGUGGCGACCGCCUCGGGCUUCGUAAGCUUGGAGAGCGUGCGCGCGGCCUCCUUACCGAGGGCGAGCACAGUGGUGGAGAGGGCGAGGACCGGCCUGGGGUCAAGACCCGCCGCCGGCGGAAACAGAGCCGAGCCUCUCGCGAGGCGCUCCUCGCGUCCAACGUCCAUCUCGAGGACCUGCUCAAGGCUGCCGACGAGAUCGCACAGGACAAGGACAACCUGCGCGUGCGCCAGAGCCUCGUCAAUGCCGAAAUCGCCGAGGUCACUGCCAAAAUCGGCACGCUCGAGGAGAUCCGGCGGCGGUUGCAGAAGAGCCUGCUCAAGUUGCAGGAGGAGAGCCUCGAGCUCGACGACGAGCUAGAGGGCGUACAGGAGAUGAUGGCAUCGCCGAGCGUAACGUCGGCUGCUGGCACCAAGGCACUGCCGCCCACGGCGGCUACGCCCGUCAAGAGCUCGCGCCGGCGAAAGGGCCCAGCAUUCCUUCCUUCGGAGCACGACGAGUUGCCCUCUGGUGUGGCAUUCAUGUCUCUCCAAGCUCACACUGGGCCGAUCACCGCGCUCGACUUCAACGAACCAUACGGUAUGCUCGUUACUGCGGGGCAGGACGACGUCGUCAAGGUGUGGGAUCUCUGCGAUGGCGAGACGAUCGGCGAGUUGCGAGGGCACAAGGGCACGGUGAAGACGGUCCAGGUCGAGGACACGCUUUGCCUGACGGGGGGAGCGGACGGGAACGUCAAGAUGUGGGACCUGCGCCUCGUCGAGGACUACGAGGACAAGCUGCGCGAGCAGUCGGACAAGGCGCGGCGGGAUCCGCUCUCGAGCAUCGCCGAGAAGAAUGAGGGGGGUGGCGAAGACGACGAGGAGCCGGCCAAGGAGGACCCCGGGCCGUGUGUCCGCACUCUCGAGGGCCACAGCAAGGCGGUCACGGCCAUGUACUACGAGGACGGGACGCUCAUUACGGGCUCGUCAGACAAGACGCUGCGGCAGUGGGACGUCUCGACGGGGCAGUGUGUCCUGACAAUGGACAUUCUCUGGGCGAUCAGCAACCCACCCGUUCUGCCAUCUCUGCCGCCUUCGCCUCGCAAGAAGACGCGUUCGGGCCUGUCCCACCGGUCGUCCACGUCGUUCGGCUCGGUGCAGUACGACGACCUCCUCCCGUCCCCUGGGGGCGCAACGAACCCGAACGCGGCGCAGCAGCAGCUCCUCGCUGCCGUGACUGGCCAGUUUGCCGUUCCCACUCCGCCGUUCGCUGACGGCACUUGGGACAUGUAUCAGGACUUCGUGGGCGGCGUGCAGUUCUGGGGCUACGCACUCGCGAGCGGGUCGGGCGACGGCGCUGUGCGCAUGUGGGAUAUGCGGACGGGCCAGGCGCACAGGACACUCACAGGCCACACCGCGCCCGUGACGUGCAUCCAAUUCGAUGAGCACAAUAUUGUCUCGGGCUCGCUUGACAAGGCCAUUAGGAUAUGGGACAUGAGGAUGGGCGCAGUGUCCGAACUGCACAAGUACGAGUUCCCAGUUACGGCUGUGCAGUUCGACAGCCGCAAGGUGGUUGCAGCGGUCGGCGAGAACGGCGUCGAGGUUUACAAUCGCACCACCGCUGAGCACUCGCGUCUCGUGGUCAACGGGCACACGAAGCCUGCCGAGCGCCUCCGCUUCAUGGACAAAUACCUGGUGUCGGGCGGGCGCGACGGCUGCGCCAAAGUGUGGGCGAUGUAA
Molecule: messenger RNA, 2175 nt
Organism: Cutaneotrichosporon cavernicola
Lineage: Eukaryota; Fungi; Basidiomycota; Tremellomycetes; Trichosporonales; Trichosporonaceae
Gene: MDV1
Exons: 4
Coding region: 1-2175 (724 amino acids)
Molecular function (GO): protein binding
Source: RefSeq, a predicted model, not a curated record